GCACGCCCUAUCAAUAGCAGCCCUGGGAGCCCAGCCUCUCGGGUGAAGAAGGAGUGGAGAGAGAGGGGUUGGGGGGGGACGGAGAAGAAGAUGAACCCCGAAGAUGGUCCGGCGGCUGGGCGGGGCUGUUCAAACUUCAGGAAACUCUGGAAUUGUGCCUUACGUGAAUCCAUCAGAGGAAGCGCGAAUCCUGAAUCAGCAGAAUGUGAAGCCCAGAGAUGAGCAGUAGCUACUGCAACAACGCGUCAGUGACCAUGAGCGUCAACGAGGUGUCCAGUUUCCCGCUGACCCUGGAGCAGAAAACCGGUUUCGCCUUUGUGGGGAUCCUGUGUGUCUUUCUGGGACUUUUGAUCAUCCGAUGCUUUAAAAUCUUAUUGGACCCCUACAGCAGUAUGCCUUCCUCCACCUGGGAGGGCGAAGUCGAAGGCCUCGAUAAAGGGACAUUUGAAUAUGCUCUUGCAUGAAGCAGAAUCCUCAAAAAGUAUCCUGCCUUAAUUCCGAUAUUAUUUUUUCCCCCUCAAGCGGUGGAAUUCAAAACAUUUGUAAUUGACAGCCAUGAGAAGCUGUAGCAGUAGCCUUUUUUUUUGUUAAAUAAAGCUUUGUGGCAGACUCAAUGAAACCACUUA
This is a messenger RNA of Ahaetulla prasina, 626 nucleotides long. It is a transcript of the gene CTXN2, whose product is annotated as cortexin 2. The transcript is spliced from 3 exons. Lineage: Eukaryota; Metazoa; Chordata; Lepidosauria; Squamata; Colubridae. Bases 219 to 464 code for a protein of 81 amino acids. The record is from RefSeq and is a predicted model, not a curated record.